Molecule: messenger RNA, 1101 nt
Organism: Candidozyma duobushaemuli
Lineage: Eukaryota; Fungi; Ascomycota; Pichiomycetes; Serinales; Metschnikowiaceae
Product: NADP-dependent alcohol dehydrogenase
Exons: 1
Coding region: 1-1101 (366 amino acids)
Biological process (GO): alcohol metabolic process
Molecular function (GO): alcohol dehydrogenase (NADP+) activity; zinc ion binding
Source: RefSeq, a predicted model, not a curated record
AUGACUGUAUCUGUCCCUGACAACUUCAAAGGUUUCGCCGUUGACGGCCAGGCUAACUGGAACAAGCCAAAGUUGGUCUCCUACCCACGUAAGGAGAUCAAGCCCACAGACGUGGUUCUCGAGAACAUCUGCUGUGGUCUCUGUGGUACCGAUAUCCACGCCACCCAGGAGAACUGGGGUCCUGUCAAGAGAAAGGACUUGGUUGUUGGCCACGAGAUCAUCGGUAAGGUAAUUGCCGUUGGUGAUGACGUCAAGGACGUCAAGGUUGGCCAGCGUGUCGGUGUGGGUGCUGCCAGUAACUCGUGCUGCGCUUGUUCUCGUUGUGACAACGACAACGAACAAUACUGUGGCAAGGGUGUUCCAACCUACAAUGGUGUGGACAAUUUCGCUGACGGAUACGUCACCCAGGGCGGUUACUCUUCCCACUCCAUUGCCAACGAGAAGUUUGUUUUCCCAAUUCCUGACGCCUUGGAGUCCGAGGAGGCUGCUCCAUUGAUGUGUGCUGGUUUGACCGUCUACUCUCCUUUGGUCAGAAACAUCGGCCACCUCAAGAACCCAACCGUUGCCGUGGUUGGUAUUGGUGGUUUGGGUCACUUGGCCCUUCAAUUCGCCAAGGCUUUGGGUGCGGAGGUGUACGCCUUCUCCCGUUCUUCUUCCAAGAAGAAGGAGGCUGGCACUUUCGGUGUCGAUGGUUUCGUUGCAACCGCCGAGGAGUCUGACUGGUCAGACAAGUACCACGACAAAUUCGACUUGAUCUUGAACUGUGCCUCCCGUGUGGAUGGAUUCGUCUUGGAUCAGUACCUUAACACCUUGAAGGUUGACGGUCGUUUCGUCUCUGUCGGUUUGCCUCCAGCUAAGGAUAAGUUUGAGGUCACUCCAUUCUCCUUCUUGUCCAAUGGUGGCUCUUUCGGUUCCUCGCUUUUGGGCUCCAAGACUGAGGCUCUCGAUAUGUUGAAGUUGGCAGCCGAGAAGGGUGUUAAGCCAAUGAUCGAGAAGAUUCCUAUUUCUGAGGAAGGCUGCAACACUGCUUUGAGCAGAUGUGACAACGGUGAUGUCAGAUACAGAUUUGUUUUCACCGAUUACGACAAGGCCUUCGCCUGA